AUGGAGGUUGGAAACAAGUAUGAGCAUCUGUACAAGAUCCUCAUCAUCGGCGAGCUGGGCACCGGCAAGACGUCCAUCAUCAAGCGCUAUGUUCACCAGUUCUUCUCGGCUCACUACCGAGCUACCAUCGGGGUCGACUUCGCGCUCAAGGUGCUCCACUGGGACUCCAACACCAUCGUGCGGCUGCAGCUGUGGGACAUUGCCGGUCAGGAGAGGUUUGGCUCAAUGACGCGUGUGUACUACAAGGAAGCGGUGGCGGCCUUCAUCGUGUUUGACGUCACGCGGUCCGUGACCUUCGACGCCGUCAUGAAGUGGAAGAACGACCUCGACGAGAAGGUUCAGCUGCCCAACGGUGACCCCGUGCCCUGCGUGCUGCUGGGAAACAAGUGUGACCUUCCGAAGGAGGGGCUGGCGGCCAGCCCUGACAAGGUCGCCGAGUGGGCACAGCAGCACGGCUUCGCCGGCUGGUUUCAGACCUCAGCCAAGGAGAACAACGGCAUCGAGGAGGCAGCCCGCUUUCUCGUCAGCAAGAUUCUGGCGCACGAGAAGAGCGGCAACCUGGGCGGUGGAUGGGGACGAACCCUGACCGUGGAUGGCCGUGCAGGACGGCGCCAGAUUCCAACGGGAGCUGCAGCGGCCUAG
Molecule: messenger RNA, 642 nt
Organism: Pollicipes pollicipes
Lineage: Eukaryota; Metazoa; Arthropoda; Thecostraca; Pollicipedomorpha; Pollicipedidae
Product: ras-related protein Rab-32-like
Exons: 5
Coding region: 1-642 (213 amino acids)
Biological process (GO): phagosome-lysosome fusion; endosome to lysosome transport
Cellular component (GO): phagocytic vesicle; lysosome; trans-Golgi network
Molecular function (GO): GTPase activity; GTP binding
Source: RefSeq, a predicted model, not a curated record